Messenger RNA from Cantharellus anzutake, 579 nucleotides. Its product is annotated as P-loop containing nucleoside triphosphate hydrolase protein. The coding region runs from base 1 to 579 and encodes 192 amino acids. The transcript is spliced from 5 exons. Gene Ontology annotation, biological process: small GTPase-mediated signal transduction. The record is from RefSeq and is a predicted model, not a curated record. NCBI's taxonomy places the organism in Eukaryota, Fungi, Basidiomycota, Agaricomycetes, Cantharellales, Hydnaceae. Gene Ontology annotation, molecular function: GTPase activity; GTP binding.
AUGCAGACCAUUAAAUGUGUUGUCGUUGGUGAUGGUGCUGUCGGAAAGACAUGCCUCCUCAUCUCGUAUACCACCAACAAAUUUCCAAGCGAAUAUGUCCCUACGGUGUUUGACAACUACGCUGUGACCGUUAUGAUCGGCGACGAUCCCUAUACUCUGGGUUUAUUCGAUACUGCAGGUCAGGAGGAUUAUGAUCGUCUUCGACCCUUGUCGUAUCCCCAGACGGAUGUUUUCCUCGUUUGCUUUAGCGUCACAUCACCCGCUUCUUUUGAGAACGUAAAGGAAAAAUGGUUUCCUGAGGUUCAUCACCACUGCCCAGGGGUGCCUUGCCUUAUUGUUGGGACGCAAGUUGAUCUGCGAGACGACUCUCAAGUUCUAGAAAAGCUUGCGAGGCAGAAGCAGAGACCCGUCCAGCCGGAGCAGGGUGAGCGUUUGGCGAGAGAGUUGGGUGCUGUCAAGUACGUCGAGUGCUCCGCCUUGACACAAAAAGGUCUGAAAAACGUCUUUGAUGAGGCGAUCGUUGCGGCUUUAGAACCUCCUGUUAUCAAGAAGACUAGGAACAAAUGCGUCGUUGUUUAA